AUGGAAAAUAGAUGGUCAUUGGGCACUAAGAUGUUACUGGAUGAGAUCCCGCGUGAAAACAAUGCCACUGAUGCAUUUGAUGCAACGUUAUCAACACCUCUCCACCACAGCACACCUCUUGCUCACAAUUUAAAAUGCAACACAAAACUUCAAACGAACAAAUGCAAUGAAACUUUCAUAAACACGGCCAACACUCCACAAAAUUUCAACAGCAGCAGCAGUUGCACAAGAGUUUUGUGGCAAAUAAAUUUCUUCCCCAGUCAAGCAAGCGGAUUUGUUUGCAGGAAAAACCAGUUGAAAGCAACGUUGAACUGGUGA
Messenger RNA from Helobdella robusta, 318 nucleotides. RefSeq lists its product as hypothetical. NCBI's taxonomy places the organism in Eukaryota, Metazoa, Annelida, Clitellata, Rhynchobdellida, Glossiphoniidae. The record is from RefSeq and is a predicted model, not a curated record. The transcript is spliced from 3 exons. The coding region runs from base 1 to 318 and encodes 105 amino acids.